CGACUAUGACACGUGGAGAUGAGUCGUUCAAUGAGGAUAUCAGGGAUGUUCCUAUGAAAUGGUACGAGACGCCAUCAUUUGUGACCUUGUCAUCAGGAUGCAAAGGUCAAGACCCUCUUGGCAUGGAAAGCGGUCUAAUAACAAGACAGCAGCUUAAGGACACCUCUUCAUCGUAUAAUAAAUUCCACGGUCCAGAGAAUGGCAGGCUAAAUUUCGCAAGGGCAAGAGGAAGGACUGGUUCCUGGUCAGCAGCAACCAAUGACGAAAAUCAAUACCUCCAAGUCGAUUUUCUUCGAAACGUGAAACUGAGAAAAUUUGCMACACAAGGUCGACCAGAUUCUCCUCAGUGGGUAACAAAGUACAAGCUGACAUAUAGUCCCGAUGGCUCCUCGCCUGCCUUCGAAACUUAYCAAGAAAAUGGAGUCGAUAAGAUCUUCGAGGGAAAUACUGAUCAGAACACCGUCGUCACUCAUACCCUAGAAGGACCAAUCAAAGCCCGAUAUGUACAGAUMAAGCCAGUCGAAUGGAAAGGUCAUAUCUCCAUGAGAGCAGAGUUUUAUGGAUGCGUUCUAUCGAACCGCUAUCAAGUACUGGGUCGAAAUGUUCACAUGGAUUACGUUAAAGAACAUCUGAGGACAAAGGAAGGAGUGGAUUUUGGAGACACCCAAACACGUCCUAACAACAUCGAACUUGAAGUGCUCGCCGAUACCAUCUAUGUUCGCGGAGUCGUCCAAAUGCGCGGUAUAAGUAAGCUAAAGAUGUUCAGUCGGAGAGUAAUCUUUUUAAAGAACAGUAAACUGGAUCUCAGAGCUCCUGUUCUAUCGCAAACUAACCCCACAUUAAGCGCUGGGCAAGAUGGAAACGACGGAAAACACGGUGUUGACGGACCAAAAGUUAAAAUUUUUGCCGAUUCAUCACGAGGCUACUUGAAUAUUGAGUCAAGUGGAGGAAAUGGAAACCGAGGUCAAAAUGGUGCACCAGGAAGGAAAGGAGCCGACAGCCAACAUAGGCAACCGAGCAGGUCAGGAACUGACUGCACAAAUCAUGCAGGAAGAAACGUUUUUAAUCACCGAAUCUCAAGGUGCAAUAAUGUUAAUGGCCUAAAGGGGGUAAGAGGAGCCAAUGGYGGCAUGGGUGGAUACGCUGGAAGAUCAGGCAAUGGAGGAAACGCUGGUCGUCAAGGUAUAUACAUAAGGAAAAUAACAGGAAAAAUGGAGCUUAAAACGUGCCGUGGAAGUGGAGGUCAGGCAUCUGCAAAUGGAGAAGGUGGUGCAGGYGGUCUUGGAGGACAAGGAGGAAAUGGAAUUAAGUGCACAUUUUGGGARCGUUGUAGYUGGAGUGGUUUUUCAUGUUCUAGCCGCUGUGACACCAACGGUGCAUUACCCCAAGGACCCCGAGGAGACACGGGGAGUAAAGGGCAAAACGGACAAGGCUUGGUUGGAGCUGGCGCAGACGGUGAAGUUGACAUUUCUUAUCUUAAUAAAAAGAAACUGACAAAAAAAGGGAGAAAAAAGUAUCCAUUAGCUUUAAUCAAACUCAUGACAAGAUUGGCCGAAGACCGUGUCUGGGCGAAUGAUCUUGGARUGGCAAGAUCAGUGUUUCAAUUUGUCGUUCGACUGACGGCAAGGAGAAAGGAUGCAAAGAGCCUUGAAAAAUUUGCAAAGCACAGGUUAGCCUUCUUCAACAAGGAAGGAUUUGACAGAUUUGGAAGAAAUAAGUUAUUUGCCCCAUUGAUGAAAUGGGAAGCUUUCAGGCAACAAGUUGUCCAAAUUAGAAAUUACGCCAGAGAUUAUGAAACUGCGUAUAAUGGAAUCAAGGCAUCUAUARAAAGGGGGGAUGGUAUAAGGCAGAUACUGAGAGCACUUCCUCAGUCAGCCGUGGUUCAAGUUAGCAAAGAGAAAGACAGACUUAUUGAAGCAAGGAGGAUAUCRCUAACCGAGAAAGGGGCCUACGUACCGGCCAUAAAGGAACUGGARUCAAGCAUGGAAGGUCUUUUAGCAGAUGUAGUGAAACAAGUCCCUGACGUCCAYGAAGCGUCAAAAUUUACCAAACAGGACAUGUUUGCAAUAUUGCAAGGCAUUGCUGGGUUUCUAAGUGGAGUUGCGGGAGGAGACCCAUUCGCAGCUCUUGGUGCUGCURUUGAAACAGCUGRACACUUUGCGACAAAGUGCAACACUGGUACUCUGCAAGAUAUUUUGGGCAAUGUUAAUAAAUGGAUGACUUUUGGUAAGGCUUACAAGGAGCUGGAGGAUUCUAGCGAACUGGAUUUUGAUAAAAUGGAUGUUGGUGCCGUCCCUGAAGUAAUGCAGAUGUAUGUCGAGCUCUACGGUCCUAAUUCUCAGAAUUUCACUAAUCACAUGCCAGGAAGGGUGCAUUUGAAAGUACGGCAUGAGAGCGCUUCAUAUUUCAAAGAUGGUCAAGGCAACAUUAAAGAGUUCCGUCAGAAGUUGGGAACUACUUCGUGGCGAAAGUUUGAAUUUGACCGCUUUACGACCACAGACACAGCCAAAUGCAAUGCAGAAAAGCAAAAAGGAAGGAGAUUCUCGAUGAAUUCUUUCCAAAUCCUAUCAGCGCUAGUUUUACUAACCAUUCUGGAUCAUGGAGUGGGACAAGCUGUAGAUGAUGGUUCAUGUGUGACUAUGACACGUGGAGAUGAGUCGUUCAAUCAAGAUAUCAGGGAUGUUCCUAUGAAAUGGUACGAGACGCCAUCAUUUGUGACCUUGUCAUCAGGAUGCAAAGGUCAAGACCCUCUUGGCAUGGAAAGCGGUCUAAUAACAAGACAGCAGCUUAAGGACACCUCUUCAUCGUAURAUAAAUUCCACGGUCCAGAGAAUGGCAGGCURAAUUUCGCAAGGGCAAGAGGAAGGACUGGUUCCUGGUCAGCAGCAACCAAUGACGAAAACCAAUACCUCCAAGUCGAUUUUCUUCGAAACGURAAACUGAGAAAAUUUGCCACACAAGGUAGACCAGAUGCUGCUCAAUGGGUAACAAAGUACAAGCUGACAUAUAGUCCCGAUGGCUCUUUGCCUGCUUUCGAAACAUAUCAAGAAAAUGGAGUCGAUAAGAUCUUCGAGGGAAAUACUGAUCAGAACACCGUUGUCACUCAUACCCUGCAAGGAACAAUCAAAGCCCGAUAUGUACAGAUAAAGCCAGUCGAAUGGCACGGUCAUAUCUCCAUGAGAGCAGAGUUUUAUGGAUGCGUUCUAUCGAACCGCUAUCAAGUACUGGGUCGAAAUGUUCACAUGGAUUACGUUAAAGAACAUCUGAGGACAAAGGAAGGAGUKGAUUUUGGAGACACCCAAAUACGUCCUAACAACAUCGAACUUGAAGUGCUUGCUGAAACCAUCUAUGUCCGCGGAGUCGUCCAAAUGCGUGGUAUAAGUAAGCUAAGGAUGUUCAGUCGGAGAGUAAUCUUUUUAAAGAACAGUAAACUGGAUCUCAGAGCUCCUGUUCUAUCGCAAACUAACCCCACAUUAAUCGCUGGGCAAGAUGGAAACGACGGAAAACAUGGUGUUGACGGACCAAAAGUUGAAAUUAUUACCGAUGUAUCACGAGGCUACGUAAAUAUUGAGUCAAGUGGAGGAAAUGGAAACCAAGGUCAAAAUGGUGCACCAGGAAGAAGAGGAGACGACAGCCAACAUAGGCAACCGAGCAGGUCAGGAACUGACUGCACAAAUAAUGCAGGAAGAAACAUUUUUACGCACCGAAUCACAAGUUGCAAUAAUGUUAAUGGCCUAAAGGGGAUAAGAGGAGGCAAUGGCGGCAUGGGUGGAUACGCUGGAAGAUCAGGCAAUGGAGGAAACGCUGGUCGUCAAGCUAUUUUCGUCAGAAAAAUAAUAGGAAAAAUAGAGAUUAAAACCUGCCGUGGAAAUGGAGGUCAGGCAUCUGUAAAUGGAGAAGGUGGAGCCGGUGGUCUUGGAGGACAAGGAGGAAAUGGAAUUAAGUGCAGAUUUUGGGAGCGUUGUGGUUUCGUUGCUUCAUGUUCCAGUGGCUGUAACACCAACGGAGCAUUAGGUCAAGGACCCCGAGGAGACACGGGGAGUAAAGGGCAAAACGGRCAAGGCUUGGUUGAGGCUGGCUCAGRCGGCGAAGUUGAAAGUUCUUAUCUUCGUCAAAAGAAACUAAUUAAGAGGGCGAGAAGAAGAUAUCCAUUGGCUUUAAUCAAACUCAUGACAAGAUUGGCCGAAGACCGUGUCUGGGCGAAUGAUCUUGGAGUGGCAAGAUCAGUGUUUCAAUUUGUCGUUCGAUUGGCAGCAGGGAGAGAAGAUGCAGAGAGCCUUAAGAAAUUUGCAAAGCACAGGUUGGCCUUUUUCAACAAGGAAGGAUAUGACAGAUUUGGAAGAAAUAAGUUAUUCGCUCCAUUAAUGAAAUGGGAAGCUUUCAGGCUUCAAGUAGUCCAAAUUAGGGAUUACGCCAGAGAUUAUGAAACUGCUUAUAAUGAAAUCAAGGCAUCUGUAGAAAGAGGAGAUGGUAUAAGGCAGGUACUGAGAGCACUUCCUCAGUCAGCCGUGGUUCAAGUUAACAAAGAGAAAGAAAGACUUAUUGAAGCAAGGAGAAUAUCACUAACCGAGAAAGGGGCCUACGUACCGAACGUGUUUCAACGUCCGUUUGCUAAAGGUAAGGUUUCUACGCAUAAUUAUGAUCCUUGA
Messenger RNA from Exaiptasia diaphana, 4649 nucleotides. RefSeq lists its product as uncharacterized. The record is from RefSeq and is a predicted model, not a curated record. The transcript is spliced from 26 exons. Bases 6 to 4649 code for a protein of 1547 amino acids. NCBI's taxonomy places the organism in Eukaryota, Metazoa, Cnidaria, Anthozoa, Actiniaria, Aiptasiidae.